UCACCACAGAAGAAGUCAAGUUGGAAGAGGCAGACCCCUGCAGUCAACACCAACACUGCUGCAGCCAUGUCUCUGAAGGACAUCAACCAGCUGAAAGAGCAGGGGAAGCAGAUGCACCUCAAGGCAGCAAGAACAGGAACUGCCCAUGCUGCACAUGUCUGCCAAGGUCAAGAGUGGCUCAGCAGCUUUGCUGCCUCCAGAAUGGAGAGCCAGCCUGAGGAUGCUGGCCCAGCCCUGACUCCCAUGGCACCCAAUGACCCAUACAGCAACCCAGAGUUCAGAACAGCCUUUGAGAGCACACCAAACAGCUGCUCUGACAAGACAUUGGCCUUGUACAUGAUGUGGAAGGGAUUCCAUGAGAAUUUAUGCAAGAGCACUGUGGAGAGCAUCAGGGCAGCAUUCAAAGACAUUUGGGCAAAUAAAUACCUUUCAAGGCAAGUGGGGUUCAAUGAGGCGAGGCAGCACUGGGAGGGGAACCCGGCAGAAUCAGCUGAUGUUCAAGACGUCCUGACUUCAAUCAAGCACAAGGCAAGUGUGGAAGCAGGCAAUCACAAGCACUCACUGCCCAUCACACAGGAUCAUUUGGAUUGGAUGUUGCAGUGGGCAUGCACACCACUGUUGGAACUUCUUGGUCUCAAGGUGUGGACACUGGUGACACACCACCUUGAGCAACUCACAUUUGCAUCCACAGCAUGGACACUAUGGACAAGGUCAGUGAGGCACAUCACAAUCAACUGCAUGAUGGUGGACCACACACUGGAAAAGUACCUUGGAAAUGAGCCACUGAUGCUGUCCAACAGGUCUGUCUACUUUGAGGUCUACCUAGCAAACCAAAAGGGGUGGCAGUGCAAGGUUGACAAGGGGAUGACCAAGGCUGAUCUCAUGCAUUUCCCUGCAGGCAACCAGUAUAAAAUCUUCCCCCAGCCUGAGCUCCCAGGAGCCAACUGCCUCCUGUGGCUGCCACUCUGGGUACACUGGCUUGAACAUGUCCACUACCAACAACCACUUGACCCUGAUGACAACAUCUUCCCUGCGAUGGGGGCUAAUGGUGUUGUACAGCCCCACAAACCAAUCUUGCAUGAUGCCAUGCAACAGUGGAUCAACAAAGCAAUGACUGGCAUGGGAAUUCAAGGCUCCUUCUCGACCCAUUGCUUUCAAUGGGGUGGAGCACAGUACAGGUUUAUGCUGGCCCCUGUUGGCGAGCACUGGUCCCUCAGAAAGGUCCACUGGUGGGGGGGCUGGGCUGAGGGGGAGCAUCAUAACACCCUCAUCCAAUACCUCCUAGAUGAGCUUUACUGUUAUGAGACAGACUACAGUGAUGUGCUUGCUCCAAUUGUACAGGAUGUGCAGGAUUCUCUGGUAGGCAAAUCUGCCCUCAUGCAACCUGUCACUGCAGAGGAGGUUCACACAGUCCAUGUGUCCAUCACCUCCAACAUUCAUGGCCUGUGGACCAGGAUGGGGCAGGUCAGUGAGUCCAUUCAUGAGCUUGCCACUGUCAUUCACCAAGGUAUGGCUGGUGCUCUGUGGCAGCCUUGCACUGGAUCUACAACUCAUGGUAGCUAUGCUAGUGUACCCCAUUCCAUUGCACCACCCUCACAGUCACAGCUGCUGCAUGGGCAUUCCAGCUUGAUCACACCCACACCUGUCCCCUAG
Messenger RNA from Pisolithus orientalis, 1653 nucleotides. RefSeq lists its product as uncharacterized. The annotation marks the transcript as partial. Lineage: Eukaryota; Fungi; Basidiomycota; Agaricomycetes; Boletales; Pisolithaceae. The record is from RefSeq and is a predicted model, not a curated record. The transcript has 6 exons.